AUGUACGCCCUCUGCCUCAGCAUGCUUUGCGUCGCCAACUUCGCAGCCUACGAGCGAAAGGUGCUGGCGAUUUCCAGCUCUAAGCGCCUGGGGAAGCAUCUACCCAUUGAGGAGAUGACACGUUUGCUCCGAGGGGUAGUGCGGGUGAUGAAAUCAAUUCCAGCCUUUGAAGAUUUAGACGUCGCCAACACUAUGACCCUCCAUGCCUUACGCUUCAUUUGCAAUCUCUUGGCCUUCGAAGUGGACUUCAUCACGGCCGAGCUGCAGCAUCUCAAUGUCUUGGAGGAGGUCAGCAAACUCUUUGAGUACUGGUUCCAUGAUGAAGAUAAGAUCGAAGAUAACAAACUCUACGUCCAGACGCUGCAAUCUUUCAUUCUACUGCUGCGAAACUGGUCCUGUGGAAGUUGCCUUGCUGAAAUGAAGGUCAGAGAAAAGAGGGACAAUGCAGCCACCAAAGAGGAACGUGAUUCAGCUGCCAGCAUGUUGAAGGUUUUCAAGUCCGGCAUCAAUGUGCCCUAUUUGAUCGCACUGACCAUGAGGUUCUCCAAGGUGUUGAUCACGGGUCGCAGACAACUGCCCAACCGGGAGGAAGAGCGCGGGAAGGUCAUUGAUGAUGUUUUAGUGAUUCUCCAAACUCUGUUGAAGCGAACUGACAGCCUUCAGAAUAUGAAUUGGGAGAAGGUGGACAUCAUCGACUACGAGAAUUUCUUGUCCCUUGGACGAGCUUUUUCUCUGACGCUGCGGUUGUCCCCGAUCAAAGAUGGCCGGCACAUUGUCAAGAUGCACCGCGUGAAAUCUGAUGCUCAACUCGAAGAUGAACAGAUCCUCGUCGCAGCACCCGGCACCUUGUGUCCAAAGUCACAUUCGGGUGAGCGGAUCUUGAACACGCUGUACUUGAUGGUGAAGCAAGCCUUCCCGUUCAAGGGCUUGGUCUUCCUGGAGUACUUGAUGGAAGUGGCAUAUGGUGAUCAUCGCGAAGAACACACGACUCUCCAAGAUAUGGCAGCGGUGUGUUGUGCCAUUAUUUCCACGCAGAACGCCACCGAUGCAAGCACUCCCACUGUGAACGUCGCCAGUGUCGUGAAGGAUAACGCUGCCUUUGUCCACGCCUUGACCCGGGUACCGGAUCCAAAGAUGCAGAUCUGGCACUAUCGGCUGCUGACAGGCUGGAGCCGGCGUCCAAAGGUUCUGGACGAUUUGGUGGGCGAUGCCGAGGCGCUGAAGUUCAUCGUGGAUCACCUGCUGGAAACACAUUUAUGUCGCUAUAGCGUGGUGAUUGUGCACAACAUCAGCAUGUUGCGCAGCCAAGCCCUGUUGACGUGUCCUGGACAUAUCUCCACCAUUUGCGAAGCAUAUCGACAACUUGGCCCCGGUACGAGCCUACACCGUGGAGAUGAAAAGCAACGACGCCUGGUUCGAAGGUUGCUCCUGGCAUCGGUUCGCAACUGCCUGUGGAACUCUUCGCACAUCCACAAGGAUCUGCACGAUGAUGAUAUGCUGAGCAUCAUCCACCUCGUGUCCUGCAUUGAAGAGGCAGAUUUGCCAUUCUUCAUGGCCGUGAUCCUAUACAUCAGUGAAGGUUGUGAGAUAAAUCGUGUGAGGGAGGCCAUGUAUGGCAACGCUCAGCUCUUGGAGCUCAUGGUGAAGUCCAUGUAUCAACAGGCCACGGCCUGCGUAGUGGACCUGGAGGAGGAGAGUAAAUAUGAGAGCGCCAUGUAUGGCCUGAUCACCGAGGAGGAAGCCAAGGCGGCGGAGCGCUACGACGCGCUGAUGGAGCACAGUGAGGCCAUUGCCAAUGCGCCCAAGAAGCAGACGGAGGCCUACAAGAAGCUUCUGGCCAUCCCUGGAUCGCCGGCGGCACGUGGACUUGGGAAAACCUCCAGCCUGUACCAACGGAGCAGAAGAAAAGGUACACAUCCAGCAGCUGGUGCCAAAGGUGAACCUACGUUGACAACCACCAUGAUGGGCACCAGCUCGCGGAAGCUCUCGGAAGUGGAAGAACGAAGAGGGCAACAAGAGUUCCUGUACUUCGCUGCGGUGGAGCUGUUGACCUUCGGGACCUUUGCAGGCGAUGAUCACGACAGGCAUCAUCCACCUCCACCGGAGGCUGAACCACAUCGCGAAGAGGUGGCCAAAGCCUUGGACGAUGCCUUCAAGCGUUUCACCUUGCAAGGCUUCCUGAAGAUCUUACAGGAGCAGAUUCAGAUGCACAAGAAGAUGAAGGUGGUUUUGUCGGACAUGUUCAUGCACGUCACUACCAAGUUCCUCUGGCACUGUUGGACGCAGGGCAUCUUCACCAGCUAUGUGAACACAGCUUCCAACCUAGAGAUCUUGGCACAGCUGGUGCCCUUCAUGAUCAGUUGGCCCAACCAAGACGUGCAGCAGAUGAUUGGCGACGUAUGUCUCUAUGCUGGUCUACAUCGGUUCCCCGCUGUGUGCGACAUCCUUCUGGCAGAGUACCGAGAGUAUCCAGAGCUUUCCUGCGCGAUGCUCACGCGAUGCAUGAUUAGCCCAGUGGAAGAGACAGGCUUGCGGCCCAAGCAGGCUGUGAGCUUCCUCAAAAUCUUCGUGGCGCUGCUGCAAGAGCCACUUGGCAGCAUCCGUCAUCACCAGUUGAGGGAAGAGAAGGUCGGAGUGCGCGCCUUGAGUCACACAGGGCUCAAGCGCCUGGCCAUCGGUUUGGAAACGGCGCUGCUGAUGGACAGUCCCAAGGCAGAACCGGGGAUCGGUACAAAGCAUGCAGCUCUGCUGGACUUUGGCCCUGCUGGUGCAGACCUGGAGAUCAGGUCUGUGCCAGGAGACAUGGCCUCAAAGCCUGAUCCACUUUGCUUCCGAUGCGGCUUGGCCGUUGUGGAAUCCCAUGGGAAUCCCAUGGGAAUCCGGCAGAUGGGCUGGUGGAAUCACAUGGUGUCUUCCAUUUCCUCGUGUGGUGUUGAUCCGUACCCACAUGUGGACUCUGCCACGGCUUGUCCUUGCACAAUUCUCAAGGAAGCAGAAGAGAAACGCCGAGAGGCGCGUGAUGAGAUCCGCAAAGAGCACGAUGAGUUUCAUCAGGAGUUGGAGGAGAAACGUAAGCGUUUAGACAAGGAGCUCCAAGACCAAGCAGAGGAAGAGAAGGGCAUCGAAGACGAAGUCCAAAAGAUAAAGAAGGCCAGUGAGGCAGCUGCCAAGAAAGCCUUGGAGAAGAAAUCAGAGAAAACUUCAAAGGAUCAAGCUGUGAUGCUUUUGGAGUGGAACGAUGUCCAGGUCACUUGGCUUUUCGCUUCCCUUGUUUUCCUCGGCUGCGUCCUGCUGAUUUUCACGCGCAGGACUGCCAGCAACGUUGAGCUUGGUGAUUACAUUCGUCAAGAUGACCUGGUCCAAGUGGCAUAA
This is a messenger RNA of Cladocopium goreaui, 3372 nucleotides long. The record is from the annotation of a GenBank genome assembly. NCBI's taxonomy places the organism in Eukaryota, Dinophyceae, Suessiales, Symbiodiniaceae.